GCAGUGAUUGGCAUUCGCUCUCCAUCCACUGUGACGGAUUAGAGAAGGAAGCAGAGAAGAGUCGCUGGUGGAGCCGAAGACACGAAAGGAUCUUUAUCUGGUGCAGUCAUGUCAAAAGUGUAUAAGAAGACCAGCGGGAAUGGAACCAUCAUCUUGUACUUGGGGAAGAGAGACUUUGUGGACCAUGUGGAUAGUGUCGACGUAGUUGAUGGGAUCAUUAAGGUGGACCCCUCUGGUUUAAAUGGAAGAAAAGUGUUUGUCUACCUCGCCUGUGCCUUCCGCUAUGGAAGUGAUGACCUGGAUGUUAUCGGACUCUCCUUCAGGAGAGACAUCUGGUUAAAGAAGGUCCAGGUGUAUCCGGCUGCCGAUGGAAACCCGACUAACACGCCAAUGCAGGAAUCCCUCCUGAAAAAAGUUGGAGAGCAAGGAUGUCCUUUCUCUUUCCAGAUGCCAACAGAUCUCCCAUGCUCAGUCUCUUUACAUCCAGGGCCGAAUGAUAAGGGCAAGUUUCUGUCCCAGGCCUGUGGAGUGGAUUUUGAGGUCAAAGCAUAUAUUGCCAAAGAAGCUAGCAAUCCAGAUGAAGUCAUUGACAAAAAGGAUACCUGCCGCUUGAUGAUUCGCAAAAUACAGUUUGCACCGACAAACAAAGCCGGACCGAAGGUCGAGCUCUCCAAACAGUUUAUGAUGAGCGACAAACCAAUUCACAUGGAGGGAUCUCUUGAAAAAGAGAUUUACUACCAUGGAGACCCGAUCACUGUCAUUGUGAAAAUCAACAACGAAACCUCAAAGACUAUCAAAAAAAUCAAAGUCUCAGUGGAUCAGCUAACAAGUGUUGUCCUCUACUCAUCUGACACCUACAUCAAGGAUGUCUGCUCCGAGGAGUUUGCAGAGAAUAUAGCUGCAAACUCUACAUUUGAGAAGUCCUAUCAAGUUACCCCCCUGCUGUCGAACAAUAGGGAAAAACGAGGGCUUGCCGUCGAUGGGAAGCUGAAAGAUGAGGACACCAACCUUGCAUCCACAACGCUGAGCCAAGGGGAGAAGGAGAUGCAGGGAAUUAUCGUCCACUACAAAGUCAAAAUUACUGUAACGGCGACUGGUGGAGGUUUGCUAGGUGGCCUGACGGGAAGUGAUGUUGUCGUGGAGCUUCCUUUAACUCUGAUGUCCCCAAAACCUGCGGAAAUAACGGAUGUCGCAGUUGAUGCCGUGGAAGCAUAAAAAAAGGAAAGUCAAUAGGAAAAACCAAGGAACUCCUCACCAAUGAAGAACACAGACAGCACUGUUUCAUGCAAGCAAAGCAAUGUUCCUAUUUUCCAUGUACAUAUAUUUUUUUUUUACUGUAAAUUACACUCAAGGCUCAAUUAUGGAAAAAGUAUGUGUAACUUUUUUCUGAAUGUCAAUAAGCCUAACUGGAAAAUUGUUAAUUGUAUCUUAGUAUAUAAUUUGCAGACUCUAUAAAAGGUAAAUGCAGACCUUAAUUUGUUAUUAAUGUGGAUUUUUGUGUCAUUAGAUCAACGAUUAAACUUUCAGGUGUGAGAUAAAUGUCUUCUGUUUACAAAUAAACAAGAACACUCAAA
This is a messenger RNA of Xiphophorus hellerii (green swordtail), 1574 nucleotides long. It is a transcript of the gene arr3b, whose product is annotated as arrestin 3b, retinal (X-arrestin). Gene Ontology annotation, molecular function: G protein-coupled receptor binding. The coding region runs from base 109 to 1215 and encodes 368 amino acids. The transcript has 17 exons. The record is from RefSeq and is a predicted model, not a curated record. NCBI's taxonomy places the organism in Eukaryota, Metazoa, Chordata, Actinopteri, Cyprinodontiformes, Poeciliidae. Gene Ontology annotation, biological process: signal transduction; G protein-coupled receptor internalization; visual perception.